AUGUCUUGGACGUGGUUUAGGAGGAGCCAUCAUUGCGGUUCCGAGCUGCUGGCUUGACUGUGGUUCACCUGUGGACUGAUUGCAGUUCCCAGCUGGUGGCUUGACUGUGGUUCACCUGUGGACUGAUUGCAGUUCCCAGUUGCUAGCAGUAAGUCCAAGAAAUCCCUGUAAAGUGAUGGCUCGUCAGUGGGAUAACAGCCCGCCAAAAUUUACGGAGUUUGGUCCCCUGAGUUCUGAUGUAAAGCCCUCAGGGAACUUCCUCACCAGGCUCUUACGCAGAGGCAAAGAUGAGAGUGACAAGCCCCCUUCGUCAACAAGUAGUCUGGCAUCAUCACGAGAAGCUUCGCUGGAGAGGCAGGACUCACGUCCUAACUUGUCACCAGGACCAAAGUUCCCCUUUGGAGCCUCGCAGCCUUCAUGGGAGUACAAGGGAGAUGUGGAGGACCCAAAUGUCUCAGUUGACAGCGAUGUGUCGCAGGGGAACGGUGCUGCUCAAUCUGACCAAAGACGUACUCUGACUAGUGUUAUGAGUCAGAUCAGCAAUAUCCUGGAGAGAAGAAGUGCUACCCCACAAACAUACAAGGACAGUGAUUUCAAGCAGUACUGGAUGCCUGACAGUAGCUGCCGAGAGUGUUACGAUUGCGGUGACAAAUUCACGACAUUCCGCCGUCGGCACCACUGCCGUAUCUGCGGGCAGAUCUUCUGUAGUAAAUGUUGUAAUCAGGAACUCCCAGGCAAAGUCAUGGGGUACAGAGGUAACCUGCGUGUGUGCACCUACUGCUGUCGCGUUGUUCUCAGCUGCAUGCAGCAAUCAGGCUUCUCAGGUGAGCUGAAGUUGUCGCGGGAGGAUUUGCGGACGCUUCCCCAGAUGGAUUCUGUGGACAUGGACUCUGGCAGCUACCAGGAGUUUGGCUGGUGGACACCUGUGUUAAUGAGGAGACGGUCGUUAAUUAGGGAGGACGGGCUACUACAGGGCAGGUCCUCCAGCACCCCUGAUCUAGUGAAGGCCUCCACGUUACCUGGGAACCCAUUUGACUUUAACCCUCACACAGAGCUGCCCAGUGCUGAGAGCAUUCAGAUUGAGAGGAAACUGUUAGUGCAGGACUCUCAGCAGCUGAAGGACCUGUGGAGACAGCUCCAGGACCCAGAGCGAGGCAUCCAGCUACAGAGCCAUCGGGUGCGGCUGCGCAUGUACGCCAAUUGUAUCGUGGGAUCAGAGAUUAUCUCGUGGCUGGGGGAGAACAAGUCAGCCAGCAGGGAACAAGCGGUAGCCAUUGGACAAGCUUUGCUGGAUGCCUCUUUCAUUGAACCAAUCAAUGUACAGGAUAGACACCCACUGUUCCAGGAUGACUUCACCCUGUACAAGCCUGGAGAGGCUGCCCUAUCCCUGGAGAUGAGUCCUGUGAAAGAGGAGCUAAGCCAGUCAUUCAGCAGAGACGAGAGCAUGGAACCCUUGUGGGUGCAGGAGAUUGAGUCAAACGAUGAUGAGGAUGAUGCCAAAUUCCUGCCAUUAAUUCCGAAAGUGGACUUGACUGAUGGUCACCAGGAACAUAGCAGUGCCGAGAGGGGAUCCAGGUCAAUAUUUUACAUACAACCCAAACAGAGUGGUGGAGAGUCAGACUCAUCUCCUGGAGUUGUUCAGCGACAACAUCUCGUGAGCUCUGACAAAGCUCCCGAUGAGCCGUUCCCCCGCCAAGAUUCCUGUACCACAGGUCUGAGUGAUGACUUCCUCACUGGCACAUUGUUCAGCACGACCAAGGCAGGCCUGUCCCCAGGGGAAUAUUUCACCUGUCCCCCAGGCUGGAGGAGUCGGGAUCAGCUGAGGGAUGAGAACAGAGAGAAGCUGGCUUUCAGCAGACUUCAGAAAAGUCACCAGGAGCACAUGGUGUCCUUGUUGAAGCAGCUACUGAGUCAGGAGGGUCUGAGCCUUACAUGGACAGACACGUUACUCAAACUGCUGGCCAAAGUCACCGAGUUUGUCCAUCCUGAUAUCCGCACGGAGGGUGACGAUAUGGACAUACGCAAAUAUGUGCAGAUCAAAAAGAUUCCUGGAGGUCAGAAGCAGUCGACAGCGAUGUAUCACGGUGUGGUCUGCACAAAGAACAUCGCUCACAAGAAGAUGAUCCCCAGUCACACAAACCCCAAAAUCCUUCUGCUCAAGGGCGCUAUAGAGUACCAGAGGGUGGAGAACAAAUUCAGCUCCUUGGAACCACAAAUAUUACAGGAGCGUGAGUUUCUGAAGAUGAGCGUGGCUAAAGUGGCGGGUCUCAAACCUGAUGUGGUGAUGGUGGAGAAGAGUGUGUCACGUCUGGCACAAGAGUUCCUCCUGGAGCAAGGCAUCACCCUGUGUUAUAAUGUCAAACCUAGUGUGAUGGAACGUGUGGCCAGGUUCACUCAGGCUGGCAUCGUCAACUCUAUUGAUGGACUGGUCAGUCGCCCCACCCUGGGGCUGUGUCAUUCCUUCAGGGUCAAGACCUACACCCUGCCAAGUGGAGAGCAGAAAACCCUGAUGUUCUUUGAUGGCUGUGCGACACAUUUGGGCUGUACGAUUACACUGAGAGGGGGGUCAAGCUAUGAACUCAAGAGGGUGAAGAAGAUUCUACAGUUCAUGGUGCUGGUUGCUUACCACUCCUGUUUGGAGGUAUCUUUCUGUAUGGAUGAAUUCGCAUUACCUCCCCCUUCACCUGAUGAACUGGCUCUGCAGCUGGAUGGCUUGGACAGCUCAACAGACACCGAUGAUGGGAGACGGCCAAUCUUCUCCCCCCAGGGGAAUCUCUCCUCGGCCGCCAUGUUCCAGAUAGAGGUCGCCUCCGAGCUGCAAGCCAAGUCUGAUCCCAUGGCAGAGGAUUUCCUGGCUGGCAUCCACCCUGAAUCCCCAGUAAAGGAAGAUGAAACUCUUCCAGGGGAGUUAAUUGUUCCAGGGGAGGUAAUUGUUCCAGGGGAGGUAAUUCAAGAGAGUGUCAGUUCAGUUGGGAGUAGUAGUGUGGUGAGUGUGACAUUACCAGGUGAUGUUCUCCAGGUGACAGACGUGCCUGUGGCAACUAGCUCUGAAGUCAAACGUAGGAGUAACGAAAACAAAGAAAACGUGAGUCCCAGGCUGCCUGUCAAGGAGAUUCCAAAACGAAAAUCUGCCGAAAUCACUGAACUCAAGGACUUUUCUGAUCCUCUGCACAAUUACCAGAAAAGCAAAGACGAGUCAAUAUUUGACAGCCGCGUGGCAUUGACUGAACACAAACUGAAGAGACCGCAUCAUUUCCGUAAAACCCUUGAUGGGAUCAUACUAAGUUUCUCCCCUUAUUUUAAACUCGAAAUUCCGUAUUUAGAAACUGAAGCAGGGUCAAAGUGCGAGCUUAGGAAGUAUUUCCCUGAGCAAGUUUAUUGGUCAAAACUUCUGGAUUCUGACAGUGCGAGCUUAGACACAAGUAAAAAUCGCUCCUCGGCAGACUUGGAAAAUCUGACACGCCACGCUAAGCUGAACAUUGAGAUUCUGCCUGCUCAUCCAUUGAUCUUGACGCAACUGGAUAACCCAGCUUCUGAUAAAAACGUUCAGGCAAUGUUAUCAGACUUCAGAGCUAGAGGAGGAAGAAUCAAACUGACACCUAGCAACCAUGCAAAUUAUCCUCCAGUCAAGGAGAGUUCCAGCAGAGGGGCCAUAACUGAGGACAGUAAUCAGAUUGUAAACAUAGGACCAACAUGGGAGAGACGGGUUGACUGUUUAGACCCUGCGGCACACCAGAGACUAGGGGUCCUGUUCAGUAACUAUUCCUACGUCUCUGCUAAUGCUCCCUACCCCUGUGUGUCGCCCUGGGUUGUCAUGAUGGACUUCUACGGUAAAAAUGACAUCACAUUGGGUGGUUUCCUGGAGAGGUUUUGCUUCAGAGAGACGUACACUUGCCCGAGUGAGGGGUGUGACACGCCGAUGGUCGACCACAUUCGGCGGUUUGUCCACGAGACAGGCUGCAUAUACGUGAUUCUGCGAAAGCUUGACAAUCUCAUUCCUGGAGGACAGACGAACAUCUUGAUGUGGAGUUGGUGUAGGAAGUGUAAACAGGUUACUCCGGUUGUUCCUAUGUCCAUUGACACAUGGUCAAUGUCUUUUGCCAAAUACCUAGACAUUCGUUUCCAUGGCAACUGUUACCGGCGGCGAGCGAGCGCUGAACCAUGCACGCAUUCUCUGCACCAUGACCAUUACCAGUACUUUGGGUUCAUGGGAACUGUGGCCUCUUUCAAAUUCAGCACGAUCAGUCUGCGAGAGAUUUCCCUGCCCCCUCCUGUGGUAAAGAUACAUCACCAUAAAUACCCUCCUAAAGUGAUGGUGGAUGAGACAAAGAGAUUAGCUCACAGAGGGAGUGAGGUGUAUAAUGCUAUUUUAGAACAUAUGGUAAAGCUGAAGACUGAAGUACAACAUGACACCCAGAUGAAGCUGAUCACAGAGUACAUGAACAAACAACAGAUGGAGCGAGGAUCAUUAAGGGAACUGGCUCAGAAUAUUCUGCACAAGCUGGAGGUGCUACAGGGGGCGACACUACUUUCAGGGGAGGCAACUGAUUCAAGGGAGAAGUGUGCCUUGAGGUAUGAGAUUUUAGAUGAUGUUGUUCACCUCAAAAGACUGGUUGCGGAGGCAGUACUCAACUGGAACGUCAAAAUCCAGGAAUUUAUCCAUCAGCAGAGAAAACUAGAGAAAAGCAAAUCCCAAGCUACAGUGUCAAACAAGAAAGACAAGGACUUUCUUGAGAAUUCUGUAGAUAGUUUGUCGACCAAGCUGGAUGUUGGAGAAGGCGUAGGCAGUCUGCCCUCCUUAGAUGAGGGGCAUCUGUGGCCAACUAUAAGCUCAGGAGAAUUUGUAACGCAAAAGUCUACCCGGGCAGACACUAGCUCUUCAGAGCCUAAGACACCAUUUGAGGUUAUCGUCUCAGGUGAUGCCAAUUCAGAGCUUGACCUUGACUUGGCUGACCCAAAAGGUUUCAGUAAAUCUGAAAGUGAGUUACCUUCCUCUACAAGCAGUAGCUCACUGAUUCAGAAAGAGUCUGACCUCCAGGUCAAAGGUCACAUUCGCCAGGGGUCGGGUCAGGCACUGAAGAAGGACGUAAAAUCUGUUGAUGAACCGGAUGCGGGAUCGAAACAGGAAAAGCGAGGAGGGACCAUGAAAUCCCUGAUCACUAACCUUCUGUCAGGUCCAGGCUUCAUACCAGUCACUAUGCCUUUCCCCCCUGAUGAGCACCACACCCUCCAGCCCUGCCUCACCCUGCCUAUCAUCGUCUACGAUCAGGAACCCAGCUCUAUUAUUGCUUACUCUCUCAGUUGCCCUGACUACCACAACCACCUGCAGGAGAUUCAGAAUCAGUACCACAGGGAGAGUCAGAGUUCCAGCCCAUACAAUGCUCGCAGGAGUCUGGCAAACAUGUCUGGCAGAUCAGAUGCUCCUGGAAACACAACAGACGAUUUAGCUCUGAUAACUCAAGACGAUUUUUUUUUACAUGUUCUGUUAUUCUUACCAAUUCCAUGGAUUACAAGUGUUGCCUCCCUUUAUAGAUGUCCCCAGACUACCCAAUUCCUCUGCACAUCUCACAUACCCUCCUUUUUACCCCUCACCUCUCCAUUGUUUUUUUUUGUGACCAUCAACUUUGUAGGUAAAAGAGCGGGUGGUAGGGUGUUGUCAUUUUUCCGCGGUGGUCAGGCAUCCAAAGACAAGGUGGCAAGGUUAAGCAAGAAGUCAGAUUGCCUGAUGGAUUCCGUUAAGUACACUCCCUGGGUGGAAGGAGACAGUGUGGAGGGACUGCAGGAUGACACAGACGGAGUACUGCUAGCCCCCCCUGCUGACCCUGACAGGCGAUCCAGCAAACAGACACUCAUCUACCACAUUGAACUACAAUUUUCUGACAACUCAUCACGUUUUUACUGUCGAGUGUAUUUUGCUGAACAGUUCAGACAGCUGAGGAAGUUGAUAUUUCCAGCUGGAGAAGAAAUGUUUAUACGCUCAAUAAGCCGAUGUGUGGCAUGGAAGGCAAAGGGAGGCAAAUCAGGUUCUGCUUUCUGUAAAACUCGAGAUGACCGUUUCAUUUUGAAGCAGAUGUCAGGCAUGGAAGUGGAAUCGUUUGAGAAAUUUGCCCCGCACUAUUUUCAGUACAUGACAGAGGCUCACUCUAAACAGAAACCGACGGCUCUUGCGAAGAUCCUUGGUGUCUACAGGAUUGGGUUCCGCAACACACAGACAAACAGUGCCAUGAAGCAGGACCUACUGGUUAUGGAGAACUUGUUCUAUGACCGUAAAAUCACACAAAAGUUUGAUCUGAAAGGUUCUGUACGAAAUCGCCUUGUGAACACAACAGGAAAAAGUGAAGAUGAACUGGUUCUGUUGGAUGAAAAUCUACUGAAAGCGAGUGUUGACCAGCCGCUGUACAUCAGACAACACUCCAAAGCUGUCCUCAAUCAGGCCAUCGCCCGCGACACUCAGUUCCUCUCCACAAACCUUGUCAUGGACUACUCCCUCCUGGUGGGAUUGGACGAUGCCAAGAAAGGUCUGGUGGUGGGAAUCAUAGAUUAUAUUCGGACCUUCACCUGGGACAAGAAGCUUGAGAUGGUCGUCAAAUACACAGGCAUUUUUGGAGGUCAAGGUAAAAUGCCAACAGUUGUUUCCCCUGAGCUAUACAAGAGUCGGUUCCUUGAGGCCAUGGAUCGGUAUUUCCUAUUGGUGCCUGACCGGUGGAGUGGGCUGGGACGUGACAGUGACAACAUGAUGUGAUUGGAGGAGAG
This is a messenger RNA of Liolophura sinensis, 6753 nucleotides long. RefSeq names its product 1-phosphatidylinositol 3-phosphate 5-kinase-like. Gene Ontology annotation, molecular function: 1-phosphatidylinositol-5-kinase activity; metal ion binding; 1-phosphatidylinositol-3-phosphate 5-kinase activity. Gene Ontology annotation, biological process: melanosome organization; phagosome-lysosome fusion; phosphatidylinositol metabolic process. Bases 176 to 6742 code for a protein of 2188 amino acids. The transcript has 45 exons. NCBI's taxonomy places the organism in Eukaryota, Metazoa, Mollusca, Polyplacophora, Chitonida, Chitonidae. Gene Ontology annotation, cellular component: vesicle membrane; cytoplasmic vesicle. The record is from RefSeq and is a predicted model, not a curated record.